AUGAACUCGCAACACGAUGUCUUUCUUACAAACAGGGUAUCACUGUUGUACCUUCGGGUUCCGGUGGCUUUCCUCCUUCCUCAACGGCUGGCGAACGUUGGUAUUGGAAUGGACACGAUCUUGCAUCUCCACUUGUUAUUUAUCGUUUCAAGAUCUAUACAUGUUCCCGAACGCAAAAUUACCCGUGACAGGCCGUGUUCGGUUACGCAUGCAAGCGGAUCGAGCGAAAAUACCGGCUUCACGACAACUCUUCAUAUUCGCACGGCAACCUUUAUGACAGAUUCUUUACGGAAUCACAAAUAUAUAAUCGGCCUAAGAAUUAACAAUUCCAUCAUGCGACAACAAAAGAAUAAACUUCCAUAUGGACGACUUACCAAUUUUGAAAAUGACACAAGCAAGAGGCUGACAUGUUACCCGCCUGUACAUUAA
Morchella sextelata is the source of this 429-nucleotide messenger RNA. RefSeq lists its product as uncharacterized. Bases 1 to 429 code for a protein of 142 amino acids. The transcript is spliced from 8 exons. NCBI's taxonomy places the organism in Eukaryota, Fungi, Ascomycota, Pezizomycetes, Pezizales, Morchellaceae. The record is from RefSeq and is a predicted model, not a curated record.